UUCCAGAUGUGCCGUUUGUAUUGUUAAACAAUGGCCAGAAAAUGCCUAUCGCUGGCUUCGGUACCAGUUUUGCAACCGAGCAGUCAAUUAGGGACGCACUGGAAGCCGGAUACAGACAUUUUGAUACAUCACUUAAUUAUAUGAAUAAAGAUGAAACAAUACAAAUGGAAAUAGUUAUGGGAAAUGUAUUCAAUGAUGUUAUUAGUAGUGGAAAAAUCAAGAGAGAAGAGUUGUUUAUAGUCAGCAAAUUAGAGGAAUGGGAUCACCAGAGAGAUAGAGUGCCCAUUGCUAUUACACAGUCAUUGACUAAUCUGGGACUCGACUAUUUGGAUCUGUAUCUCAUUCACGGACCCGAGUCUACCGAACGCAAAAAUGUGAGUCUAGUUGAGACUUGGAUGGGAAUGAAUGAUGUGCUAGAAUCAGGAUUAACCAAAUCUAUAGGCGUUUCCAACUUUGAUAGGACACAAAUCAGGAGUAUUUUGGGCACAGGUGUGGUUCCAGUUACUAAUCAAGUCAUAUCUAAUCCAUACUGGACACAGAAACCAAUGUUAGCAUAUUUGCAAAGUCAUAAUAUAACAAUGACUGCCUAUUCGCCAAUGGGUGGCAUAACUGAUCCAGAUUUGCUUAAAGAUGCCAAACUAAAUGAGAUAGCUCAAUUUCAUAGGGUUAGUAAUGCUCAGAUAGCCAUGAGAUAUCAGAUCCAACGUGGAGUCAUUGUUAUACCAAAAGCUAAUCAUCAAAAAUAUAUUGUCCAGAAUUUAGACUUAUUUUCAUUCAAUUUAUUAGACUAUGAAAUGACAGAAAUCGAGGCAUUAAAUAAACAUUAA
Molecule: messenger RNA, 827 nt
Organism: Oppia nitens
Lineage: Eukaryota; Metazoa; Arthropoda; Arachnida; Sarcoptiformes; Oppiidae
Product: aldo-keto reductase AKR2E4-like
Exons: 1
Coding region: 42-827 (261 amino acids)
Cellular component (GO): cytosol
Molecular function (GO): aldose reductase (NADPH) activity
Source: RefSeq, a predicted model, not a curated record